AUGGCGAGUGCCAUGUACUUACGUCUUGGGCGGCAGGCUCUCUUGCCUCGCUCAUCAGACUCACAGCCCGCCCGGGCCAAGCAAGCACCUCAAGGUUCCUGGCUCCUUCGAUGCGGCUCGGGUAAUCUUCGGCAGCCGUAUCUCACCAGCAAAACUCUGAGCAAGGAGGCAGCGUGGGCCGUGGCAGCACAGAGGUGCAGCGCCGAGCAGAGCAGAGCAGAGCAGCAGAGGUGCGCAGGUGGUCAUACCUUUCCAUUGGAAGCAGCAGAAGCAGACACGCAAACACAGGCCGCGCCGUGGACUUGCUCAGAAACGAAAAGCACCGCAAAGACAAGCAGCACCAGCACCAGCACGCAGCAGCACCCGGCACACCCAUCGACGGUCCCCCCCCCCUCCUCGCACCUCCCACACCACACCGACCGCGAUUUUCUUGCUCGCACCGAAGCUCCCUCGCUCCCAUUCGCCCCCCUGUCCUCUUCUCCUGCCGUCACCGACGAACAACAACAAUCACUGUCAGCCUUCAAACUAAAUUUCUGCCAUCUCCAUCCACCUCCACCAAAGCUUCCCUCGACAACCCCUCCAACUUCAACCCAACACCGAAACAGUCUUGUUCGAUAA
Molecule: messenger RNA, 618 nt
Organism: Colletotrichum abscissum
Lineage: Eukaryota; Fungi; Ascomycota; Sordariomycetes; Glomerellales; Glomerellaceae
Exons: 2
Coding region: 1-618 (205 amino acids)
Source: RefSeq, a predicted model, not a curated record